AUGCUUUUCCAAGACCUGCCCUUGCAUCAGAAGCGCGGUCAAAAGCAUGGUAAGCCCGGCCAAGCCUGGCCAGGCCAGGCUUGCCAAGGGCUGGCGGGCUUGCCAGGAAAGCGUGGCCUGGAAAAGCCCAGUAAGCCCGGUCAAGGCCAGGGUUUUGAGGUAAGCCUGGCCUUAGAAGCAUGGCUUUUCCGACCACACUGGCAUUUCAUGGCCUUCCUGGCCAGAAAACCAGAAGCCAGGAAAGCCAAAAUUCCUGGCCAUGUUCCACAAGUGAUAGCAAUAAGAACUAGAAACAAUAUGUUUUACAGUAUUUCUAUCUAUUUAUUAUCAGACAAUUAGAAAUGCAUUUUUUACAGAUUAAUAUUGACAUCAAAAUGUCCAGUGAGUAUUCAUGACCAAGAACAAUCCACACAAUUUAUGCUGUGGCGAAAAGCGUAAUUUAUGCAGGUAUAGAUGUAUGAAGUAUUUAUAUAAAGUUAAUUUUGAAUAUUUGAUAAUAAAACGAAUCUGCAAAACUUAUAUAAAAACCAUAGCGAAAUAUAUCCAAGUACCCCCUAUUCUGAAUUUUUUCUACAGUUCUUUUUCAACCUUAUGGUUAAUUUAUUUAACUGCGAAGAUCAUUUCUACUUUCAUAUCUAUAUCCACAAUUGAUAAAAAAUUGUCCACCAUUGGGUAGACGCUAGCUCACAGUUGCGUGCUCUCCAGUUGGCUUGAUAAGUUUAGUGGUUAAACAAUUGCAUCCGAUCAAUCGUAUAGGUCAGGAUUCGAAUCCCCAUCAAGCCUUAAUUUUUUCAGGUACUUUUUCGACCACUUAGAUUGUCCAUUUAACUACAAGGAUCAUUUCCAUUUUUUUAUCUGUUUCUUACCGUAGUGUGUUCCUUCAAAGUGUCUUUGGUUCAAUCAGAUUUCCAAACUAACCUGUGAGCUUUGUCUAACCUGAACAAUGACCACAACUCGUUUUUCGUUGCAGUUCUUUGAUUGAUAACGUAGUCCAGCUUGUUCUUUCCCAACUUAAAAGAGAAAUUUUAAGUUUACCUCUUGCUUUUACCACUUCAAAUGCGUUGGUUCAUCUUAAUUAACGCUGAAAAUAACUGCCAUUUUGACUUGAACGGAAGCAUCGCAAGAUUAGUUGCCAUUUUUCUUGGUUCCCAGGAUUCCAAGCGUGCCUUUGGCACAUGUGCUAUUUGAUUUACUUUGUCACGUGCGGCUUUUGAACCAACAGAAAAGUGUGAAAUGAACUUCUGUUGAAUAGUUCAAAUUCACGUCGACCUUACAAGCAACAAAGUAUUUUUGUUAAUACUGUCUUUCUGUCCUUGUUAUUUUCGAGACAAAGUGAUCAAUGGCGAAGUUUGUGUUCACAUAAAGCAUAUUUGCAAGUGAGUUUACUCAGCUGGAUCAAUGGAGAAAGGUAUGUAUUCUAAAAACUGCGUAAAUAAGCUUGUAAACUUGAAAAAUGCAUGCAAAGAUAUACAGUACCGUUGAUCAGAUCCCUUUUUGCUGCUUUUUGUUUGUAUAGGUAAUCACAUGAUUCCGAGUGCAAUUUGGAAUAAAUAAGCACAAGUAAAUUUGUCAAAGACCAAAAACAGUGCGCGAGCCUGUAGGGCGAGUGCACUUUGUGGUCUUUGAAAAAUUGAAAAGUGCUUAUUUAUUCCAAAUUGCACAGGAAAAAUCAUGUGAUUACUUAAUAAUAUACACGAAAAAAAUAACUACAACAAAAAAAUUUUGACAGGGCGCGCUUUUAGUUCAUUCAACUGAUUGGCUGAAACAGAUUACAGUGUUUGUCAAAUGCAAACUUUUACAAGACCGACACUUUCAAAAUCAUUCAAAUUAGAACUUGGAAAUGUGUUAGGAUUGAUUUAACACCUUUUACAUUUAUGUAUAGAAAACUCGCUUUACAAUAAUCAGGAAAAGUAAACAUUCAAUCAAAAUCAUCCUCAAUAAUGAAUGCUCGGCGUUUACAAGAACUGGGCUGUCGUUUUGAAAUCUCAGAGCUCACUUCGAGCGGCCAAUCGUGAAAGACACUUGACAGUUGUUGAACGUGUUCAUCAUGGUCUUAUCCUGGGAUCUCAUCAUGGUUGGAUUCACAGAGAAAUUCUGAGCUUGAAAACCUGAAAGUGAUGGCGAGAAUUGGUUUUCUUUCGUCGCUGUCAUCGAUGGGCCGGCCAAUGUCUGUGGUACGGGCACGUUCGUGUUUACUGGAGCGAGUGGAGCCACAGUUGUUGUGAUGUCGGAAACUGCCAUUCGCUUUUUCUCAGCACUGGGGUUUUCAUAAUUUCGUUUGGAUAUUGUACUGGAGAGUUGUCGUUGUUCUUCCUCGUCGGCUUCAUCUUUAUCGUUAAGGGAUUGUACACUUUGGUGGCCUGUGACCUUCACAAUAUCUGAACGUUCAACGUUUACUUUCUUUAGCUUGCUCAAUGUUCUCUUUCUAGCACUGUGAUUCGUGAACUAACUUUUUGUGACUUUCUUCAAGGCUAGUACCCGCCACAGUUGUUUUCAUCAUGUUGCUAAUAGUGUUUAUGCCUAUUGGUUAAGUUUUGAACCAGAGGUUGUCAUUCAGUCUUCGGUUUCUUUUGAUACUGAGGUAGAAAGGACCUGACCAUCGCAUGUUUAAUGGUCUUUGCUUGACAAACUGCUUGAAGAGAGCAACCGGACACCUUUCUUCUUCAACAGAGAACAUUCGUGGCUGAAAAUCUCUGUUCUUGCUCUGCAGUCUGCCCUGUCUGGUCUUCAUUGGACCUUCGGUAAACUGCACGAACUCCAUACCUUCGUCAUUUUUGCAGAGUUGAAAAUGUUCCGUUUUCAUUGCGUGGUGUUCUUGACGGUCGCGGAGACCAAAGAACUGCGUUAAAAGCCACCACAUAGAAGAAAUAAGUGCUUCUGGAGUUUUGGAACCAAAUUUUUCUUCCUCCCACAGCACCUCUUCUUCUUCCUCAGUGAAACUUUUGGCUUUAUUUGGACGUUUGCCCAUACCAGAUUAGCGAAGCUGCCAAGCUUUCCCCUCUAAAACUUGCUUGGAAGAGUGGAACUCCCCGUCGCUUAUAAUGGAAAACUUGUAUCCUUUCUCAUUUAAAUGUCUAUCAAGUGCAGCUAUCAUCACUCUUAAGCUGUCUGGCUCGUAGUCGUCACCGUUUUUGUUUUUUACUUCAGCGUAGAAUUUUUCAAGUAGCUUGUUUAGUUUUUCUGGCUCGUUUUCCUCGAUUUUGUUGACAAUAUUUUUCUGUUUGCGUUACGUCUCCCAUACAUUCAGCCAGAAAGACGUAAUCUUUACUGUGUUUGGGUUUUUGGAUUUUUUUUUUAGCUUUUCAGUUGUUGUUUCACCCGCAAAACCAAAUCCUUGUUUGCUGAAAACCCCGGCCCUUUUCCUCUGCAUCUUAUCGUAAAAUUUCUGCCAACAUGUUGCUAUAGAAACAGCUCUAAUCUGAUUGGUUCUUGUUGGUUUCUUUUGUGUUUUUACCCAAUCAGAACGCAUUUGUAAUUUGCACUCGUGUUACAAGUUUGCACUCGUGUUACAGAAGAGCGGCACUCCUUUCUCAGCCAAUCGGAAUUGACUAAUUUUUUCGUGUAUAUUAUUAACUGCAGAAAUAACUGUACUCUUUGUUGCAAACAGUCAGUGGAAUACUCUGAACAUUGUAUGUUCUGGCGCCACAAAUAGGUUAUAG
Porites evermanni is the source of this 3659-nucleotide messenger RNA. The record is from the annotation of a GenBank genome assembly. NCBI's taxonomy places the organism in Eukaryota, Metazoa, Cnidaria, Anthozoa, Scleractinia, Poritidae.